GCGCGCGAGGAGGGCGGUGGCAGUUGGUGGCUCCGGAGAAUAGGCGGCGGUCGAGCUGGGGCCGAGGCGCUGAGGAGUGGCUCGGGCCGGGCUCCGUGCGUAGUUCAGUGCGGAGACGGUGCGGGAGCCGCCGGGCGCGACGGCCAGGGCAGCCGGGGUCUGAGCGGCGCUCGUGCCGCAGGCGCGCGCGGGCCGAGCUGGACUAGCCAUUAUGGAAGAAGAGGUACAGCAGCACUCACACUGUGUGAAUUGUGUCAGUAGAAGGUGUAUGACCAGACCAGAGCCUGGAGUUUCCUGUGACUUGAUUGGUUGUCCAUUGGUUUGCGGAGCAGUUUUCCACUCUUGUAAAGUUGAUGAGCAUCGACUCUUGUGUCCCUUUGAACGAGUACCUUGCUUAAAUAGUAACUUUGGAUGUCCAUUUAUCCUGGCACGAAAUAAAGUUGCUGAACAUCUAGAAAUAUGUCCUGCAAGUGUGGUAUGCUGUACAAUGGAAUGGAACCGAUGGCCUGUUAGUUACUCAGACCGAAAAUCAUAUGAAAAUCUAAGCAGAGAUGUUGAUGAAGUGGCACAGUUAGACAUGGCUUUGGCUCUUCAAGAUCAAAGAAUGCUCUUGGAAUCUCUGAAAGUAUCCACCAUGAUGUCAAAAGCAACUGAUAAAAUUCCUGAGCCUAGAGAACAAAUCUCAGUGAAAUCAAAUGUUCAGGAAAUACCACGUCCUAAUGGCUUGGUACCUGUCGAUGAAGAGUCAUAUGGUGCACUUUAUCAAGCUACUGUAGAAACAACCAGAAGUUUGGCAGCUGCUUUAGAUAUCCUGAAUUCUGCCACGAGAGACAUUGGCAUGUUAAAUACAAGUCUUCAUGCUAUCACAAAUGAAAUGGAUGAGGAAGAGAGUAACAGAGAAAGCUUCCAGGACAGAAACUUAAAAGACCAGGACCACCUCCAUGAAGAUGAGAUAGGGGCAGUAGGUGGAAUUGACUAUAAUAGUACAAGUCAGAAUUCUCAGGCUGAACAAAAUGGUUCAAGUGAUUUACUCUGCAACUUAAAUAUAAGUUCUUAUGGUACUUCUGCUCUUUGUAAUGGCUUUCCUUUGGAAAGUAUGUGUACACAGGUCAAAGAGCAGGAUCAGAAUUUUCAUGGUUAUUCCAUAGAAAGUAACAUAACAAAUGGAGAAUGUGCAGCAGCAGAUGGUACUUCACAACCUUCUAGUUCACUUUUAAGAGCAGUACAACUUAGGGAAACAAGUCCUUUCAAUGCCUUGCCAGAUAGCACAUUUCAGCAUGUCCUUACGCCAGACGAAGAUGGUGAGGAGGACUUGUGUUGGAAAAAGGUAGACUUAGGGGACCUGAAGGAUGUUGAUGGUUCACCUGUCAGUCAUGUUCCUUCAUUCAAGUUUCUUUCUAAUUCAUGGUAUAUACCAAAGGAAGACAAAGCAGUUGAUACAUCAGAUUUAGAAGUUACAGAAGAUCCCAUGGGCCUCCAAGGAAUAGAUCUGAUUACAGCAGCAUUACUAUUUUGUCUGGGAGAUUCUCCAGGUGGGAGGGGUAUAUCUGAUAGCCGUAUGGUUGAUGUUUAUCACAUUGAUUUUGGGACACAGACUUUUUCACUUCCAUCUGCAAUACUAGCUACAAAUACAAUGGUUGGAGAAAUAGCUUCAGCUUCAGCUUGUGAUCAUGCCAAUCCACAACUUUCAAAUCCAAGCCCUUUUCAGACACUUGGGCUGGAUUUAGUUUUGGAAUGUGUUGCUAGGUACCAGCCUAAGCAGCGUUCAAUGUUUACCUUUGUAUGUGGACAGUUAUUUAGAAGAAAAGAAUUUUCUUCCCAUUUUAAGAACGUGCAUGGUGACAUUCAUGCUGGACUUAAUGGAUGGAUGGAACAGAGGUGUCCUUUAGCUUACUAUGGUUGUCCCUAUUCUCAGCGUAGAUUUUGUCCAUCAACACAAGGAGCAAAGGUUAUACAUGACCGCCAUUUAAGGUCAUUUGGAGUUCAGCCAUGUGUAUCUAUGUUAUUAGAAGAGCCUUCUAGAAACUGUGUGUUGGGAUUACGUAGUGAUCAUCUAAGUGGUCUCCCUUUUGAGGUACUACAACAUAUUGCAGCCUUUCUUGAUGGCUUCAGUUUAUGCCAGCUUGCAUGUGUAUCCAGGCUAAUGAGGGAUGUGUGUGGCAGUCUACUUCAAUCUCGUGGAAUGGUGAUAUUGCAGUGGGGGAAAAAGAAGUAUCCAGAAGGAAAUUCAUCAUGGCAGAUAAAAGAAAAGGUGUGGCGAUUCAGCACUGCCUUUUGUUCUGUUAAUGAAUGGAAGUUUGCUGACAUCCUAAGCAUGGCUGACCACUUGAAGAAAUGCAGUUACAAUGUUAUAGAGAAACGGGAGGAAGCUAUCCCACUGCCCUGUAUGUGCGUGACUCGAGAACUUACUAAAGAAGGACGCUCCCUGCGCUCAGUUUUAAAACCCGUACUUUAAACUGUAACUUUACUUGCAUAUACAUGCAAGCACCUGGUAUGAGUUCUUUGUAAUAUGUAACACUUUAUUAAUGUAUUAAAGACUACAACUAGUUAAUUUUUUUGUCGCUAUGUAUAUACUGUUUUGGAGUGUCAUAUUUUUGUAAUGUACUAUUAGUUGGGAAAAAAGUUGCCUUAAUAUUUGAAAUGUGUGAAAUUUUUGGAACUUCCUAGACAGGCUGAUCUAAUCUUUAUCUGCAUAAUUUUCAAAAUUAGUAUUUUUAAUGGUGUGCACAUUUAAGUUCUGAAAUUUUUGUUUUUCAAACUAAAAUGGUCUUGACCAAAAGAUUAAUUCUUUGUUUUUUGUUUUUUGUUUUUUGUUUUUUUUUAAUGGGUGGACGCCCAUGUUGUCAAAAAGCAAAACUUUGAUUCAAAUUUUUACUGCAUAGAUUUUUCACAUAACACUUUCAAGUAACACUGCUAUAAGGUUGCUAUCAAGUUUUCUGGUACUUUCCUUUUAUAAUUAUUGAUCACAGGUGGUAUCUAGUACUAAUACAAAGGUACAAUAAUGACUUCAUCUUUUUAAAACAACUCACAAAGAUAUCUUUAUCCUCUAGUCUUUACAACUCUUAUGCAGAAAAUGAUUAUAUGCAGUUCUUUUUCUUUUUGCAUUAAAUACUCUAUCUGAAGAGUCAUGGGACAGUAUAUCAUGUGACAGAUUAAAAGUAAAAACAAAGCAAGUCUGUGAACCUAACUUGAAAUUUUCAUGGUGUUUCAUAUUUUCUAGGUAUCUAAUGUUUGAAAAGAAAAAUAUACCUCACUAUAAGUUUGAUUUGGCAUAUUGUUUGAAUAAACUUCAAAUAUUCAGAAUACAAAGGACUUGGCUUUUUGAGGGAACUUUAAACUGUUUGGCUUUUUAUGUAUAUAAAAAUAUAUGGGCAUUGUUUUAAGACAUUUAAAAAUGUGAAAUUUCAAAAGUCUUUGAAAGAACAUCAAGCAGAAACCUCUCCUGGCUGAUAAUCUUUUUGGCUGAUAAUCUUUCUGAAGCAUUUCCACAUUUGAGUUUCACAUAUAUCUCUGUCAGAGAGUUGUGUCUUUCUGUACAGAUUAGUAUAGUAAUGAAAGAGUCAAAAAACCUAGUUUUCUAAUUCAUUUAUACCAUAUUCAUGUAAUGUACUUAAAGAAAUGAACAUACAUUGUCAAUAUUUAGAGUCAAAUUCCAAAUACAGGGACAUAAGUAAUUUGUCCAGAUAAAUUCUGGUAAGCUGACAUGGUUAUUAAUAUGAAAACUCAACUGUGUCUUCUCUUUUUCUGCAUUGUAUUGUGAGUAAUUCCUGGUUACUGGUUCGUAUAUGGUAGUCAGUGAGAACAGAUGUUCCUUGGGCAUUAUUAGAGAUGAAUCCUCAACUGCUUGAGAUUUGUUUUGGCAAAAGUGGAGCAGUAAAAAGUAUUCAUUUGUCUUGCCACACCUGUCAUUUAGCUUAGAAGAAUUUGUAAUUUCAGUGCUAAAGUUUUUUUUUUUCAACUAUGAGACUGAAUUGCAUUAAAAACACAAACAAAUGAACAAAGACCCUUUAUUUUUUCUAAAAGAUACAAAUAGGAAUCAAAUGUAACAGAAUAUAACUUUUUAAAGAAAAUUUUUGAAGAUUGUGUCUGAAGUUAGGUAACACAAGCAUUAGCCUUUUGUUUUUAUGUUUGUACUUUUAAAAUUCAUGGUUUAUAAGCUUAAAUCUAUUUCCACACUGACAUAUUUAACAUUUUUUCCAACUUUUUCACUGAAUAAACUGGAUAUUUUAAUAAUAGCAUAUGUACAGAAAACUAUAUCUACUUUUUUAUUUUGUUCAAAUAUUUUUAGAAUUUAUUCUGGGUCAAAAAAAUGAUAGUCAAGCACUAGGCAUCUAUCUCGGAAUGAGUCAAGAAGAACUCAGCUGUUUUCUCAAUAUGUUGUUCUUGCAAUCAGUAUCAGAUACCCAAAACUGGGUAUGUACUAAAACUUUAAUGUUACAACUCCAGGCAGGGAGAUAGUAUGGAAUUUUACAUGAAACUCUGGUUAGAAAAGCGCAACCCAUUCUUGAUGGUAGUUAAUAUUUAAAUGCUGUUGAUAUCAGUGCCAUUUUAGCCAUCAGUCCUUCCUUCAUGUGAAGGCAGCUUAGGAAGACAGGAACUGAAAACUCAAAUAUUUGCCUAAUGAAACAAUUUUAGUCCUAAUAAGUAAAAUCUUAAAAAAUAACAAUGGCUGUGUUUUACAAAAAUUGUGAUCAACCAUGUGGUAAGAAAAGUAACAACAUUAUAUUCUUAUUUAAGAAGAUACUAAAAAAUUGAAACAAGUUUACAGAUUUAUUAAUGUCAUAAAAGUGUUCUGUGUUUUUACCAUUUGAGCUCAAGUGUCUGGAUGGCAAACUCAGGAUGUUGCCUGAGCACUUUAAAGAACUUGAACUACAUCCAAACUCAAAAUUGUCUAUUGCAAAGCUUUUCAAGGUUUUUCUGUAGUCACAGGCACUAAUUUUUCUAAAAUAUAGUGAAGAUGUGACCUUUAAACGAAAGUUAAAAUUUGAAAGUUAACAUUUAUUAAGAGUAUGUCUUAAAAAUGAGAGCUUCAGGGUUGGGGAUUCCUAGCAAGUGCAAGUUCAUUCCUCAGAUCUGAGAGAGAGAGAGAGAGAGAGAGAGAGAGAGCGCUCCAGGAACUUUAAAACUGUAUAAAAUUUGUUGUUUUUUUUUUAAUCAACACAUUAUUGUGUGUUUAAGUUAAAAUAAGUUAACAAAACAUGAUAUUUCAGCAAAGUACAAACAAGAAUUAUAUCAAAAACCUGUAACCCAAAUGAAAAACUAUAGCAAAACUAACUCUGAGCAAGUAGCUGUUCAGACUCUAAGCCCUACACCGUGGCAUGGACAUUGAUGUUAACAAGGGUUUUAUAUAAAGCUUUUCAACAGUAAGGCAUGUAGCAGCAUGGCCUUUAGAGUAUCUGGUACUCAUCUGUGCUUCAUUUCCUCAGAACACUGCUCACUGUUCAUAUCAUUCCCCUCUUCAGACUUGCUACUAUGUGAUAAUGAAGUUUGUAUUUUCUAGUCUCUCCAGGUAGGAAUCUUCACUUUGCUGUUUCUGUUUUAUUUUACUCUUCUGAAAAUUUGGUUUAGGGUUCUGAUUUCAGAUUUGAAGUUGUGAGUUCCUGCUGACUUAUGAUGGAAAGAUGAUUCUCUUACAUUCUGGAAAGGUUCUUGAGUUGCUCCUUUUAUCUUUCUUAAUCAAAGAUUGUUUACCUCAAGUUUUUGGGUUUUUUUAUUAUUUUUUUUUAUCAGUUACAUUUUAUUAACUCUGUAUCCCAGCCGUGUCCCGAUCCCUCAUUCCUUCCCAGUCCCUCCCUCCCUCCCUCAUCUCUACCGUGCCCCUUUCCAAGUCCACUGAUAGGGGGGACCUCCUCCCCAUUCAUCUGAUCCUGUUUUAUCAGGUAUCUUCAGGAGUGGCUGCAUAGCCCUCCUCUGUGGCCUAACAGGACUGCUCCUCCCUUCGGGGGUGGGGAGGCCAAAGAGCCAGUCAUUGAGUUCCUGUUAGAAAUAGUCCUUGUUCUCCUCACUUUGGGAAACCAAUUGGUUACUGAGCUACCACAGGCUACAUCUGAGCGGAGGUUCUAGGUUAUAUCCAUACAUGGUCCUUGGUUGAAUGUCAGUCUCAGAAAAGACCCUGUGCCCAGAUAUAUUUGGUCCUUGGGGAGCUCCUAUCCUUUCCCCAUCAGACUAACUCCCCUUUCAUAUGAAGAAGGAAACAUGUAGAGUUCCAAGUACCUGCAGAAAUGACAAUCCAAGGGCACUCAGGGCGUGUCUCCAGCUCAGAAUGUUUAGUAAAGAUGUGUUGUGCUCCAUUGCUGUGAGAAAUUGGGUACUCACCAUCAGAUUAUGUUUACUCUUGUUUAUUGAUGAGUUUCUAAUGCCAAAUUUUCCAGAUAACAUCCCUUAUGUUUUUCCAGUAUUACUUCAUUGAUAAUAGUCCAUUUCAGAGAUUUUAUAGUCCAGAUUUUGAAUUCUUGAAUUCUGAUGACUGAAGCAGUAUGAUUUCUUAUUAAAUUCUCAAAAUGUU
Molecule: messenger RNA, 6505 nt
Organism: Meriones unguiculatus (Mongolian gerbil)
Lineage: Eukaryota; Metazoa; Chordata; Mammalia; Rodentia; Muridae
Gene: Fbxo30
Product: F-box protein 30
Exons: 3
Coding region: 212-2455 (747 amino acids)
Molecular function (GO): protein binding; zinc ion binding; ubiquitin protein ligase activity
Source: RefSeq, a predicted model, not a curated record